Esox lucius (northern pike) is the source of this 1930-nucleotide messenger RNA. RefSeq names its product cytochrome P450 20A1 (gene cyp20a1). The coding region runs from base 331 to 1719 and encodes 462 amino acids. The transcript has 13 exons. Gene Ontology annotation, molecular function: monooxygenase activity; iron ion binding; heme binding. NCBI's taxonomy places the organism in Eukaryota, Metazoa, Chordata, Actinopteri, Esociformes, Esocidae. Gene Ontology annotation, cellular component: membrane. The record is from RefSeq and is a predicted model, not a curated record.
CUCGUAGACCACAGCUUUCAGCCAAUCAUAAUUCAGGAUUCAAACCGUUUAUAACAACCUGGUAUUCUCUCCGCUUACGUGAUUCUUCUGUGUGAUCAGAUUAAUCGAUGCACUCUGAAAUGGAUUGCUCUGGCCUCACUGACUUCGUGCAGGCUUUGCAGUAGAACAGUGAGCAAUGUUGAGGAUGCCCUGGUUGACGUGGUAGCUAGCAGCUGUACAAUAUUGGGUGGUAUUGGCACGUCUUUUUAUAGCAAGUAAAUAGCAAUAUAAGCGAAUGCGAUUAAAGAAGUUCACUAACUGGCAAGGUCAAAUUUGGAAACAUUAACAAACAUGCUGGAUUUUGCGAUUUUUGCAGUGACAUUUGUCAUCAUUCUGGUCGGCGCAGUCCUCUAUUUGUAUCCAUCAUCAAGAAGUGCUUCUGGUAUCCCAGGUCUCAACCCUACAGAAGAGAAAGAUGGAAACCUACAAGACAUAGCGAACCAAGGCAGUCUGCACGAGUUCCUGGCCCGUCUACAUGGACAGUUCGGUCCUGUAGCUUCUUUCUGGUUCGGGAGACGUCCUGUGGUCAGCUUGGGUUCCGUGGAGCAGCUUCGGCAGCAUAUCAACCCCAACAGAACCACGGAUUCUUUUGAGACGAUGCUGAAGUCGUUGCUAGGCUACCAGUCAGGAAUGGGUGGAGGUGCCACAGAGGCCCUAAUGAGGAAGAGAUUGUAUGAGAAUGCUAUCAACAACACCCUGGAGAAAAACUUCCCCCUGCUGCUGAAGCUGGUGGAGGAGUUAGUUGGGAAGUGGCAGUCUUUCCCUGAAGACCAACACACACCCCUCUGUGCCCAUCUGCUAGGACUGGCCAUGAAGGCUGUCACUCAGCUCGCUCUCGGUGACCGCUUCCAGAAAGAUUCCGAGGUCAUACGUUUCCGAAAGAACCAUGAGGCAAUCUGGUCUGAGAUAGGGAAAGGCUAUUUGGACGGUUCCAUGGACAAAAGCUCAAGCAGAAAGGGGCACUAUGAGAGAGCGCUCACAGAGAUGGAAACUGUCCUGAUGUCUGUGGCUGAACAGAGGAAAGGACAACGGAACCACACCGCGUUUGUGGACACUCUUCUGCAGUCCAAUCUCUCAGAUAGACAGGUGAUGGAGGACAGCAUGGUAUUCACACUGGCAGGUUGUGUCAUCACAGCUAAUUUGUGUAUCUGGGCAGUACACUUCCUGUCCUCAUCAGAGGACGUUCAGGAGAAGCUGCACCAGGAGCUGGAGGAUGUCCUGGGCUCAGAUCCUGUUUCUUUGGAUAAGAUACCACAGCUCAGGUACUGCCAGCAGGUUUUGAAUGAGACUGUGCGGACAGCCAAACUGACGCCCAUCGCAGCCCGGCUGCAGGAAAAUGAAGGGAAAGUCGAUCGUCACAUCAUUCCUAAAGAGACGCUAGUAAUCUAUGCACUUGGAGUAGUCCUAGAGGAUGCAGACACCUGGAGCCGUCCUUACAAGUUUGACCCGGACCGAUUUAUGGAAGAUUCGGCCAGGAAAAGCUUCUCUCUGCUUGGAUUCUCUGGAAACCAAGCUUGUCCUGAGCUGAGGUUUGCGUACACGGUGGCCACUGUUCUCCUCAGCACUGUGGUGCGCAAGCUGAAGCUGUGUAAGGUGAAGGGCCAGGUGGUAGAGGCCCGAUCUGAGUUGGUGUCCACACCUAAGGAUGACACAUGGAUUACUGUGGCCAGAAGAAGCUAACUGUCAGUUGACAUCAGCCUCCAAGGCAUUUUGUGGAAUGCUUGUGCUGGGAUGGUACUUCAUUAUCAGCCAGCCCCAAAGGAUUUAUAUCAGCUCUAGCCAGUAUACAAGGCUACACUGUAAUUUGAGCUGCCAACUUGUUGUCCUCUUUCAAUAUUAGGAUCGAUGCCGGAUCAUGAUGUUUUUUUGUAUUAAACUUUGCCUUAAACCA